Messenger RNA from Gadus chalcogrammus (walleye pollock), 1047 nucleotides. RefSeq names its product E3 ubiquitin-protein ligase TRIM47-like. The transcript is spliced from 4 exons. The record is from RefSeq and is a predicted model, not a curated record. Lineage: Eukaryota; Metazoa; Chordata; Actinopteri; Gadiformes; Gadidae. Gene Ontology annotation, molecular function: zinc ion binding; protein binding. The annotation marks the transcript as partial.
AUGGCUAGUUUUGUGUCCUUUUCCGAGGAGGCGGUCUUCUCGCGUCCGAUCUGUCUGGAGGUGUUCAUCAGUCCCGUCUCAACAACCUGUGGUCACAACUUCUGCAGAACCUGUAUUACCAAGUUCUGGUUUGAACAGGACCGGUACAAAUGUCCUGUUUGCAACGAGCUCUUCCACACACGACCUGCUCUAUGGGUCAACACCUUCAUCUCAGGGAUGGCUGCUGAGUUUACAAGGUCUGUCCGACACAAAGUGCCUUGUGUUGAACCGGGAGACGUUCCCUGUGAGGUCUGUACCGGCACCAAGCUGAAGGCCGUUAAGUCCUGCCUAAAUUGUCAAACCUCCUGCUGCCACGCCCAUCUGGAGCCUCAUCAGAGAGUCGCAGGACUGAGGAGACAUCGGCUGGUCGAGCCUAUGGAUCGUCUGGAGGACAGGCUGUGUACGACACACUCUCAACUCCUGGAGCUCUUCUGCCAGACUGAGCAGGUGUUUGUGUGUCAGAUCUGCACAGAGAUGGGCCACACGUUCCAUCCUUUUGUACCUCUGAAGGAGGAAUGUAAGAUACCUUCAGGAGUUCCUCAGGGUCGGCUGCAGGAGACGCUGAACACGGAGAUGAGGCAGCUGCGUGACGCCGAGCUCAGGAGCCUCCGGCAGUACGAGGUCGACGUGACUCUGGAUCCUUGCACGGCCGACCCUCAGCUCGUCCCGUCCGGCGACGGGAAAACAAAGCAGGGCUUCUCCUCAGGGAGGUUCUGCUUUGAGGUUCAGACCGGAGGAAAGACCGAAUGGGAGGUCGGAGUGGCGAGAAGGUCCGCCAACAGAGUAGGACGAGUCACGUCGUCCCCUGAGAACGGCUACUGGACGAUCAGCCUCCGGAACAAAGAGUUGGUGGUGAACUGCGACCCUGGGGUGGGGGCGAUGGUUCAUCUCUACUCUGCUACUGGCUGCACCUUCACUGAGCCUCUCCACCCAAUACUCACACCGGGCCUCUACAAUGGCGGCCAGAACCCCGCCUCCCUGAUCAUCACACCUGUCAAUCAUAGGACA